Messenger RNA from Trachemys scripta elegans, 1411 nucleotides. It is a transcript of the gene LMO1, whose product is annotated as LIM domain only 1. Gene Ontology annotation, biological process: positive regulation of transcription by RNA polymerase II. The transcript has 4 exons. Gene Ontology annotation, cellular component: nucleus. Bases 602 to 1069 code for a protein of 155 amino acids. NCBI's taxonomy places the organism in Eukaryota, Metazoa, Chordata, Testudines, Emydidae. Gene Ontology annotation, molecular function: DNA-binding transcription factor binding; transcription coactivator activity. The record is from RefSeq and is a predicted model, not a curated record.
AAGUGCUUUUGCGUUCAGUGAUAGGUUCGCAUUUUUCCUCCCCCCCACCUCCCUGCCUUUGAAUAUAAUUUUAGAUUUAGAGUGAAAUAAAGAGAAAAGCACUUUGGAAGCCUGGAAAGCUCUGCAGUAGCGACAGCAAAAGAGGGGGGUUGUGAGCUAUCACAUGCAAUUACAUUAAAACAAAAUUUUUGACUGUGCUCGUUGGGAAGGCGCUGGAGAACCGGCCCUCGAUUUUGCCUCCCUUACCUUUUUAAAAUUAUUAUUUAUUUCUCAACUGGCAUUUGAGGGGGAGGAGGGGAGAUUGCUUUUGCACUAGCAAAGCUCUUCAGUGCGGCUGCUGCAUGUAAUUCUAGCUCAGUGCAAUCUAGGUUAAAAGUCGUGCAACUGUAGCUAGCUAGCUAGCUGGCUGGCUGGGGUGGGGGGAGAAAAACAGGGAGGACGAUCCGGGUGCGUUUUUCGCUCGGCAGCGCUUUGCAAACACUCUCCGGUCCUCCGUCCCUUUCCCCUCCCUGGAGCGAAGGAGCAGAGGCGGCGGCUGGAAGGAGAGAGGACGCCAGAGACGGAGCGGCGGACGCAGCUGCUGCCCGCGACCCCCGGGACAAUGGUGCUGGACAAGGAGGACGGUGUGCCGAUGUUAUCUGUACAACCAAAAGGGAAACAGAAAGGCUGUGCUGGCUGCAACCGAAAGAUCAAGGACCGCUACCUUCUGAAGGCCUUGGAUAAAUAUUGGCAUGAAGAUUGUCUAAAAUGUGCCUGCUGUGACUGCCGCCUUGGAGAGGUUGGAUCAACUCUUUACACAAAAGCAAAUCUCAUUCUCUGCCGCAGAGAUUACCUGAGGCUCUUUGGUACCACCGGGAAUUGCGCUGCCUGCAGUAAACUGAUCCCUGCCUUUGAGAUGGUGAUGAGGGCCAGAGAUAAUGUUUACCAUUUGGACUGCUUUGCCUGCCAACUCUGCAACCAGAGAUUUUGUGUGGGAGACAAAUUUUUCCUGAAGAACAACAUGAUCUUGUGUCAGAUGGACUAUGAGGAAGGGCAGCUGAACGGAAGUUUUGAGUCCCAAGUUCAAUAACGAUCCCUGCUUUGCUGAAGCACUGUGGGAUGGACGUUCAGCCACACAAGCAGUGAGGGGCGUCUGUCAGCUUGCCUGCAAUAUUUUUUUAAUUCUUGGUCCAGAAAGGACUAUAUACAUUGUAGUACUUUUUUCCCGCCCCCAACACAAAGCAGUUACAAAUUUAGAUGUACAGUUGUGCCUGCUUAGCUGAGCACUGCAUUGCCUGUAUGUUUGUGAGUUUUUUGGGGUCUGGGGGAGGGCUCUGUACAGUCUGAUUUCUGUAUAUAAACUGGAACAUUUAUUUUAUGAAAAAUGUAAUGCAAUUUUAUUACUGGUGUGAAUUAAAAAUUAUGAAUGUUU